Molecule: messenger RNA, 3306 nt
Organism: Vespula pensylvanica (western yellowjacket)
Lineage: Eukaryota; Metazoa; Arthropoda; Insecta; Hymenoptera; Vespidae
Product: hemocyte protein-glutamine gamma-glutamyltransferase-like
Exons: 8
Coding region: 289-2427 (712 amino acids)
Biological process (GO): peptide cross-linking
Molecular function (GO): protein-glutamine gamma-glutamyltransferase activity
Source: RefSeq, a predicted model, not a curated record
AGAAAAAUAAUUUGAUUUUGGUCAAACGUGAUUACGCAUCUAUGCGUAUAAGAGAAUGAACUAAUUAGAACAUUUAAAGAUAAUAAUUAAGAACAACGGAGGUACAUAUUAUAUCAGUAGGCAUUUUAAUUAUCGUAGUGGGGAUACUGCGGUUAGUAAGUUGGAUGUUGCACGUUAUAUAAAAAGACGUCAAACAUCUCUGAUCGCCAGUAAGGCUUUGGUUUAACUUGGAAAUCGAUUGUAGUAAGUGAAAGGCGCUAUAGAUUUUCAACAUAUAAAACGCUCAAGAUGUCUAACGAGGAACCAUUGAUCGUUGACAUGGCUUACAUGUACGAGAAAGAAAAUGCCAGAGCACAUCGUACUAUCAAUUACGAAAUGAUUCAUUCGGAAAAUCCAACACCAAUAUUACGACGAGGUCAAGCUUUCAACUUGGCAUUGAGAUUCAAUCGUGAAUACGUGGAUGAAACUGAUAUUGUCAGACUAUUGUUCAGUUUCGGUCCAAAUCCAAAUGUAAUGAAGGGUACUAGAGGAGUCAACACGAUAACCAAUCGAGACACGUAUUUAACCGAUUUAGAAGCAUGGGGUGUAAGAAUGGUAGCGGUCAGUGGAAUGGAUUUAUCAGUUGAAGUUAGAAGUCCAAUUGAUAGUCCAAUUGGUGUAUGGCAAUUGAACGUGGAGACAACGACUCUUGGAAGAAAAGAACCACCGAACACGUAUCACUAUGAAAAAGACAUAUACUUGCUGUUCAAUCCUUGGCUAAAAGAGGAUCUGGUCUUCAUGGAGGACGAACAACUUCUCGACGAAUACGUUAUGAACGACGUUGGAAAGAUAUGGGUUGGUCCAUGGGGAAGUUCUCGUGGCAGAGAAUGGGUCUUUGGCCAAUUCGACGCAUGCGUUUUACCAGCUUGUCAAUUGUUAUUGGAAAGAUCGGGUAUUAAAGCUGUGUCCAGAGGAGACCCUAUCAAAAUGUGCCGUGCGAUAUCAAGAAUCAUAAAUUCGAACGACGAUCAAGGUGUUAUAACUGGUCGAUGGGACGGCGAUUACGAAGAUGGUACGGCACCAGCAGCCUGGACUGGAAGUGUUCCGAUAUUAGAACAAUUUUUAGAAACAAAGGACGAAGUAAAAUACGGACAAUGUUGGGUAUUCGCUGGUGUGGUGACAACCGUUUGUCGAGCACUUGGAAUACCAUCAAGAGUCGUAUCAAAUCUCGUAUCGGCUCACGACGCAAAUGCCUCGUUAUCGGUCGAUCGUUAUUACAAUGCUGAUAACGAGGAACUCGAAUAUGAUCCUAAUAAUUUGGAGGGCGAAGAUUCGAUUUGGAAUUAUCACGUUUGGAACGACGUUUGGAUGGCUAGGCCUGAUUUACCUAAGGGUUAUGGUGGUUGGCAAGCGAUAGAUGCUACACCGCAGGAACCAUCGGAUAGCUUUUAUCAAUGUGGACCAGCCUCCGUCGAAGCUAUAAGACAAGGUGCCGUUGGUUACAACUUUGACGUUACUUUUAUGUUGGCUUCGGUUAAUGCCGAUCUUAUGAGAUGGAAGGAAGAUCCAGAAAGCGAAUUAGGAUACUCCAAGAUCGACUGUAACAAAUAUCAUAUCGGUCGAAUGAUCCUGACAAAAGCACCAUGGAUCUUUGAUCCAAACGGUGACAAGGAUAGAGAGGAUAUAACGUCUCUCUACAAAGCUAAAGAAGGCACGGAGGCAGAGAGACUGACCUUGUACAGAGCAAUACGUAGUACAGACAGAGCAAAGAAAUUUUAUUCCUUGCCAGAACCAAACAAAGAAGACGUCCAAUUUGAUCUAGUUGAUCUCGAACGUGUUAACAUAGGAGAACCAUUUGCAGUUACCGUGAAUAUAAAAAACAAAUCAAAUAAACCAAGAACGAUACAAGCUAUAUUGUCCGCAGGCAGUGUUUACUAUACCGGAGUCAAGGCUAACUUGGUAAAAAGAGCCUCCGGUGAUUUCGUUCUUCAACCUAAUGCCAGCGAACAAUUAAGAUUGACAGUUACCGUGGACGAUUAUCUGGAUAAAUUGGUAGAGUAUUGUAUAAUGAAACUCUACACGAUCGCUACUGUCAAAGAAACGAAACAAACUUGGGCCGAUGAGGAUGAUUUUCAAGUUCUCAAACCUAAUAUCACUGUCAAGAUCGAAGGUGAACCGAUGCUUGGAAGACCGUCGACCAUAACGCUUAGCUUUAAGAAUCCUUUGAAAAGAACAUUAACUAAUUGCAAAUUUAAUUACGCUGGUCCUGGAUUAGCCAGAAACAAGAUUUUACCUUUCAGAGACGUCGGACCAUUGGAAGAAGUUUAUGUGGAACAUCAAUUGGUUCCACAAAAACCUGGAGAACAAAAGAUCGUAGCCACGUUUGCUUCGAAAGAAUUGAUCGAUAUCACUGGAGCGGCUACGAUCGAGGUCUUGGAUGAGGAUUGAAAAUUUAAUAUAUCAAAAAAAAAAAAAAAAAAAAAAAAAGAAUCAUCUUUUCUUCUUCCUUUUUUUUUUAGUUUUUGUAAAUAAGAAAGAUAAGUUGAAAAAAGAAGCCGUGAUAAUAUCACAGUAGUACAUACUUUUAUAAAUUUUUUUUAAACGAGAUCGCAAUUAAAAUGAAAUUUCAUAAUCCAUAAAAUUAGGAGAAUGUAAUCGUAUAUUUAAAUUAAUGCGUAAGUGCAACAUGUAUAAUCUUCGUUAAUAUUAUCUUGUUUCUUAGUUUUAACAAUUUUUCAAUACACACAGACACACACACACACAUAUAUAUAUAUAUAUAAACGAUGUUAGUAUUAUAAAAAAAAAUAUGUUGAAAUUUUUUAAUCUUUAUUACAAACAAAACGUGAAAGAAAAUACGAGAGAAACGAAUCUAAUAUGAAAAUCUAACGAGAGCUUCUGUAAGAACAAAAACGAAAUUAAUUAUUUAUUAAUUAAACAAACGUUUAAGAAAUAAACCAUGGUUCACAGGUAACAGAAAAGUUCAAACAAAAAAAUACGAAGAAACAUAUAGUAAAAUAGAUAAGAAGAAGCAAGCCUUCUCUAGAAAUAAUUAAAUCAUUAUAAUCAUUCGAUUCGAUAUUUUCGUUACAAAAUGUAAAAUAUGUUUCUUUAUCGGAAUACUUCAUUAUCUCUAAGCGUUGAUCUUUUAUACUCAAAACAUUUGAUGAUACUUUCUUAAUGGAAUCUGAUAUUGUUUUCGUAUCUCUCUCUUUCAUGUCGUUAGAAUUUUUAGUUGAAAGAAAUAGGUAAUUAUCAGUCUGAUCGGAUUCAUUGUCGGAUGAGGAAUGAUCGGUUGUUCUUAAUUCAUAAAAAAUAUGUUCGACAGAA